Molecule: messenger RNA, 958 nt
Organism: Esox lucius (northern pike)
Lineage: Eukaryota; Metazoa; Chordata; Actinopteri; Esociformes; Esocidae
Product: troponin I, fast skeletal muscle-like
Exons: 8
Coding region: 236-754 (172 amino acids)
Biological process (GO): muscle contraction
Cellular component (GO): troponin complex
Source: RefSeq, a predicted model, not a curated record
UUGAGACAUCUCUGGUGUAUUGAGAGCCAGACAGUGGAGGAUUAGCAUGGACAUAUCACCCUCUACUGCCCCGACAGAACUCACACAACCACAGCCGCAAGGAGGAAUCACAGCAGCACGACGAAGCAAGGCAACCAUAUUCAUUUAUCCCGUCAAGCCCUUGUAGUGCUGACCAAUUGUAUUGCCCUCCACUGGACCCCAUGGCUAAUCGGUGUGGAAAAAGUAAACCAGCAAGAUGUCAGAGAAAAAGAUGAAUUCGAGUCGCAGGAGUCAUCUGAAGAGUUUGAUGCUCUCAAUUGCAAAAAACAUGCUGGAGCUUGAAGCAGCUACCGCGAAAAAGGAAAAGGAAGCAUAUAUGUCAGAAAAUUGCCCAGAACCUGAUUUAUCUGGGGGUCUUGCGGAGCUGCAGGAAAUGAUCAAAAAGUUGGGCCAGACCGUGGACAAGGUUGAUGAGGAAAGAUAUGACGUAGAAGCAAAAGUGAAGAAGGCAGAUAAAGAGAUUGAGGACCUGAAGUUAAAGGUGGUUGAUCUCCAAGGCAUGAAGAAGCCAGCUCUGAAGAAAGUGCGUUUGUCGGCUGAUGCUAUGCUGUCAGCUCUAUUGGGCUCCAAGCACAAGGUUACCAUAGACUUUAAAGCCAACUUGAAACAAGUGAAGAAGGAAGUCAAAGAGGAGGAGGAAGUUGGAGACUGGCGUAAGAACAUUGAUGAACAGGCUGGCAUGGAUGGCAGGAAGAAGAAGUUUGAAUCUGCAUAAAUGACAUACAUUUUUUCAUCUAGCUUUUUGAUUAUUGUAUUGGACCGUAACAGCGCUAGUCAUUUUGUCAAUUAAUUUACCUUAAAUUAUUUAUUAUGUCAAAAGUAAACAGCAGCUAUGGAAGAUAGCUUUUUUUUUUACCUAGAUGUCCAUCGAUCAUGCCUAAGUGACGUAAUGUAAUAAAUAAUUUGAAGUAAGACAGCA